Molecule: messenger RNA, 360 nt
Organism: Manis javanica (Malayan pangolin)
Lineage: Eukaryota; Metazoa; Chordata; Mammalia; Pholidota; Manidae
Source: RefSeq, a predicted model, not a curated record
AUGAGUGACUGUUACAUAGAGCAAAUAAUUCAUAUUAAACUUUGUGUUAAGCUAAGCAAACCUGCAAGUGAGACACUUGAAAUGUUAAAAUUAGUUUACGGUGAAGAAGUAAUAUCAAGAGCAAGAGUUUUGGACUGGCAUAAAAGGUUUAAAGGAGGCAGAGAUGAUCCACAAUGAGCUCGAAGUGGCCAUGCAGUCACCCACAGAACACAUGAAAACAUUGAGAGGGUCGGAAACAUGGUUUACUCAAAUAGCCAAUUGACUGUAAGAAAAAUGGCCAAAAAGUUAAAUGCAGACAAAGAAGCAGUGAGACUCAUUUGGAAACAAAACUUGCACAUGAGGAAAGUUUGGGAAAGAUGA